GCACGUACGGUCCCUUCUGACCUACGAAGAUGAAGAGCAAGAAGAGGCACGCCGACCGGCUGAGCACUCUCCCAGACGAGAUGCUACAGCACAUCCUCUCCCACCUUACGUCCGAGGAAGCCGUGCAAACAAGCCUGCUCUCCCACCGGUGGCGCGACGUCUACGCCGGCGUCCCCGUCGUCGACCUCCUCGACCCAAAGAGUGGCAGGAACAAGCAAGAACAACUGGUCUGCUUCGACCAGCAGGUGACGGGCGCGAUCCUCUGCAAGUCCCCCGGGACGCCCAUCUCCACCUUCCGCCUCAACGCCUUCAGCCCGCCGCUCGACCUGCUUCACCAGUGGAUCCUCAUCGCCGUGUCCUCUGGUGUCGAGGAGAUCGACGUCAAGCUGAGGUAUCUGCAUUGCUCCAAACGCCGUCUCUGCCCGUUUGGCUCAUCCAACAAGGCCUCGGCAGACUUCGAUCAACACGAGCGGAAAAGCUACGUCAAGACGCAGCACCAUCUCUUCGGUUGCCCCACUCUUCGACGCCUCCGCCUUGCGAACUGGACGCUCCAUCUCCCGCUGGGCGGGGUGGCCAUGUCGGCGACGUUGGAUACGCUUUGCCUUGCAAGGAUCAUGGACCCGAAAGACCAGCUGCAGCAGCUGCUUUCAAGCUGCCCGCACCUCGCUCACCUGACGCUGCAGGAGUGCCCAAGUCUCACGGACAUCACCCUAACCAGCGCCCGCCUAAAGAGCUUUGCCAUGAUCUGCUGCCACCAUGCCAGGCGCGUCGAGCUGAGCAGUCACCGCCUACAGUUGCUGCAAUACAAAGGCGGAUUGCUUCCUCACAACUCCCUCUUCAAGCUCGCAGACCACGCAGGAGUUGUGGCGUUGAAGAUUGAAAUAUGCCAAGACCUCUCCGACCAAGAGCCAACACAAUUUGCUCCGGCCACUGAGCUCAUCAAAGGGUGCACCAAACUGGCGCACCUCCACCUUUCCUUGCGCCCAUCGAUGGCUCACUGUAGCAGCUUCUUCUUCACAGAUGUGUUGCCCUGCAUGCAACAUCUCAGGCAGUUGGGCCUCCAGUGCUGCUUCCGCAAUGACAAUGACGUCAGGUCGGUUGCUGUCUUGCUAGGUGAGACCGAAAACCUGGAAGUGUUGUCGCUGUUUCCGCUUGGUUCGGAGACUCAAAAGGAUGUGGGUACAUGGUAUUGGUCUGAUAGCGAAUCAGACACCGAGCCUGAGGAUGGUGGCGGCGAUGGGGUCGACUAUAGUAGCCGGGUGACCGAUGGUUUCUGGCCAACACACAUCAGGUGCUUGGAUGAUAAGCUGAGAAGAAUCAACAUCUGGAACUACAGAGGGCUGCAACUUGAAAAGAUGCUUGCAAAGUUUCUGCUUUCCAAGGCCGCGGCUUUGGAGGAAUUUUCAGUUACCUUAACAGCUGGGUGUUCCCAAAAUAAGAGCAAGAUAGCAAAGGAGGUAAUGAGAUGA
Molecule: messenger RNA, 1469 nt
Organism: Lolium perenne
Lineage: Eukaryota; Viridiplantae; Streptophyta; Magnoliopsida; Poales; Poaceae
Product: F-box protein At4g22280-like
Molecular function (GO): protein binding
Source: RefSeq, a predicted model, not a curated record